Episyrphus balteatus (marmalade hoverfly) is the source of this 897-nucleotide messenger RNA. RefSeq names its product antigen 5 like allergen Cul n 1-like. The transcript is spliced from 3 exons. NCBI's taxonomy places the organism in Eukaryota, Metazoa, Arthropoda, Insecta, Diptera, Syrphidae. The record is from RefSeq and is a predicted model, not a curated record. The coding region runs from base 75 to 839 and encodes 254 amino acids.
GCAGUAUUUUGAGUAUAAAUAUAGGAGGUCUUGAAGUUGGACUAGAACACAAAUCUCAAGACCUUUCAGUCAGAAUGAAGUCAUUUGAAUUAUUAUUGGUCCUCAUUGGAUUCGUUGGUCUUGUAGCCAUCUCUCAAGCUGCUACAAAUUACUGUGCUAAGGAACUUUGUGGAAGUGCUGCCAAACAUAUUGCUUGCAAUGCAACUGGGCAAUUUGCUGACACCUGCUCAUCAGAUAGAAAACUUAUAACAAUGACUCCCGAAAUUACAGCAGCUAUAUUAAAUCGAAUGAAUCUGCUGAGAAACCGAUUGGCCAGUGGCAAUAUGACCAAAUUCCAACCAUGUCCAAGAAUGGCUACCAUGAGUUGGAAUGCUGAACUAUCCAAACUUGCCGAAUUAAAUGUCAAAACUUGCAAAUAUGGCCACGAUGCAUGUCACAAUACUUUAACCAGUCCUCAAUCUGGCCAAAAUAUUGGUAUGCUCUUAAGCGAUGCACCACUUACUGCUACACCUUUAAAUAUGAUUAUUCAAAUCAUAAAUGCUUGGUGGGCAGAAAGUAAGGACACUACAAUGACUGAGAUCAAUAAGUAUCCUGAAUCUCCAAAAGCUGUUAUUGGUCACUUUACGGAGAUGGUAAUUCAAGCCAAUUAUUUAGCCGGAUGUUCUGCUGGUAGUUUCAUACUAAACAAGCAAUACGCCUUCUUAUUCGUGUGCAACUUCCACAAAAUAAAUAUCAUAAACGGUGCAAUUUAUGUGCCUGGAAAAAGUGCUAGCAAGUGUUCAACUGGACCAAAUCCAAGAUACAAGGGAUUGUGUUCAAAUAAGGAAAAAUAUCAAUAAAAUUGUAUGUACCUACCUAGUUUAAAAAAAUAAAUAGUUGAGUAACCUUGUUGUUUCU